Sesamum indicum (sesame) is the source of this 2158-nucleotide messenger RNA. RefSeq lists its product as uncharacterized. NCBI's taxonomy places the organism in Eukaryota, Viridiplantae, Streptophyta, Magnoliopsida, Lamiales, Pedaliaceae. The record is from RefSeq and is a predicted model, not a curated record.
UCAUUUGCAUGUGCCCAAAAUCGUUCCCCACAGGUUCACUUCACCAUAAUAAGCGCUUCUCAGCGCGCUCCUUUUCUGGUAUUCAAAUCUAUACUUCACAUCUCCAGAGUAGAGAGUUGACGUCUUUUUCAGUUUGAAUUUCUGGGUUUUGCUCGGAGAGGAUCGGAAGUUAGAAUCUUGGAUUGAAUUGACAGAUCUUUUUCAGUAUUUCUUGAGGAUUGAUGGAUGGUGAGAGUUGGGCUCAGGGUGAAUCUUUAACUGAGCAUAGAUCUGAACCAAAGAAAAGGGGCAUCCUGGAAGUUGAAGAAACAUCUGACAGUUCUCACAAAAGAGUGAAAAUGCGUGACCUUGAAUCAGUUUUCCUCUCUGAAGCUCAAGCAGGACGAGGUGUAAGCAACACAGUGCAACCAGAUGCCGACUCUGAUUCAAGAACACUUGAUCUUAAUGAAAAUGUUGGUUCUGUUAACUGUACGGUUGGAGAUGAUGCUCCAGCAUGUGAAUGUGACAAACUCCGAACCUCUGGGAAGGAAGAGGUUGAACGUGAUGAUGGUGCUACAAAGGGCAGAAGGUUUGAUUUAGAUCUAAAUGCUGAAGAUAUUUCGAGUUCAAUCAAUGACCCCUUCUAUCCCUAUAAAAAUUAUGAACAUUUGAAGUCGAGGGAUGAUUCGGAGUGUGGAAGUUCGGUAGGUCCAUUGGAUGAAAGAGAUUCAAUGAGAGCUUGGAAAGGGUUGAAACAAAAUAAUUAUAUGUCUGCUCUUCAUGGAGCUGUGGCGAUGCCAGUACCAAAGCCACGUGGGAGGAAGAAAUUCAAUAAUGAUAUGAUGAAGAAGAAGAUAGAACUUGCAAAGAAAGAACAGGUUGAUAGGUUUGCGAGGGUUGCUGCUCCAAGUGGUUUGCUUAAUGGGCUGAAUCCUGGAAUCAUUAACCAUGUAAGAAACAGCAAACAGGUUCACUCUAUUAUAGAAGCACUAGUGAGGUCAGAAAGAAAUGAAAACCGACUUUCUGGAAGCAAGAAAUGUAAUCAAAUCAAGAGUGGUCUGCAAGAACUCACUGCAAGGAAGGAAUUCGGGGAUGUGCAUCAUUCGGGAACCAAUACAUCUGGAUUCAAUCAUGGGGAUACUUUAAUAGGAAGAAGGCACAUGAGUGAUAAUGCUUUGUUUUCUAAGUCAGUUUAUCCAAAUACUGAGGUCCCGAGAGGGAAUGGCGGUUCAUGUACAGGGCAGACAAGGACUUUUUCAUGGAGGCCUUCAGAAUGCAACAGAGAAAAUGAGGACGAUAAACUUGCUCUAAAGCUCUCGUCAUCUGCAAAAGUUGCAACAGGGCAUGCUAGCUGUUUGUCGAAUGAGGAAUCAGCUGACCUUAGCAGUGUUACUUCACUUUCUGUUAAAGCUGCCAAUGUAGCUUCCCAGUGGUUGGAACUUCUGAAUCAAGACAUAAGAGGACGCCUUGCAGCACUAAAACGGAGUAAGAAAAGAGUUCGGGCUGUAAUUACCACAGAAUUACCCCUCCUAAUGUCAAGAGAAUUUUCAUCUAACCUAGACAAAGAAGCAUACACGAAAAAAGGUUCUACCUUUUGCCAUCCCGACCAAGCAACUGCUGAUGCACAUUCUGUUCGAUGGAGCACUCUCUUUGCACAGAUGGAUAAAGCACUGUCUGACGAGGAAAGCCAUCUGGAAAGUUGGCUGAACCAAGUGAAAGAAAUGCAGCUGCAUUGUGAAAAGGGCCUGUAUAAGAAUUCGUUGUCUCAUGCUCCACUGCAGACAGGUCCAACAGGAGACGACAACAGAUCAGGAGAAGCCGAUAACUCGGAGAACGAUUUAGCCAUUCGGUCCGCUGCUGCUUCGAUAUAUUCAACUUGCAACUUCUUGUUGUCAAUGGAAAAUCUACCAUGUUGCUGAUCUUAUCCCAAUAGCCACUGUUUCUUGACUGUGAGUGAGAUUGAUAUUCGAUCCUCGUCGAGUUCUUGUAGCAUACGGGUACUGUUUCUUUAAGUUAUGGCCUAAGUUGUGACUAGGUAAUCUCUUCAACAGAAUCUUUUUUCCAAGUAACUUUCGAAUUUUAUUACAGUUUAACGUUAGAAGUUGAAACAAUUUAACCAUUUCCUGAGAACAGUGUACUUUUGUUGUGUACUAUCUAAUGAGAAUCAACAAUUGAAUUC